AUGGCGGACGUGGCUGUCAGAACGGAUGAUUCAUAUAUUUGUAGAGCUAUGCAUGCUCUGCCUUUCAAUGCUGUCUACGAUGACAACCAGAGCAAAUCUUCCAGUACGGUGAUGGUUCGGGAUCAACUAUUGUUUGCAGCUGAUAGGUUGCAAAAUAAGAUAGAGGAAGAAGUGCUAGUGCCUAAUUUUGCUGCUCAUGAUUCUAUACGCGCCCAGAGUGACUUUGAUGAUAUCCAAACUGAUAGGAUGUCGAGAGAAAAUACCAUGUACAAGCCUAGGACAAUUGAUAAAGAUAUCUUUACGUUCCAAAAUCAUACGGCAAGAGGUUCAUGGCAAGAUCAUCAUAUAGCUAACAUCAAAAACAACCUAGACAACGAUACACUACAUAUCAUCUUGGAUCACAAACAGAAGAUAUUAUCUCAGUGGUACCAUGGAGAUAUGAAGCUCAGCAAGGGGAAACUACUGCAGGAGUUUGAGCUAGAGUACUCUGAUCCAACAGCCAGUACAGUUAGACCACCUAGGAAAGAAGGAGGCGAUGUUUUGAUAGAAGCGAUAGUAAGCUUUGCUACAGGUACGAGUGUAACAGAGCAUGGCGGCCUUCAAAUUCAACGACAAGGAACACAGCAAGCAGGAUCACAGCAAACACUGGAACCACAGCAAGCAGGAUCACAGCAAACACCGGAACCACAGCAAGCAGGAUCACAGCAAACACCGGAACCACAGCAAUCAGGGUCACGAGCUGGACAACCAGAAACACUAGAAAAAUACCACAAUAUAAUGAAGCCCAGAUACUGCAAAAAAAAAAAAAAGGACAACGCAGUGGUGCUGACGCCUUGCGUCUUACUCCGGCUGCAGCGGCGCAGUGUAAAGAAUGGUACUUACAAGGCCUAA
Messenger RNA from Sphaeroforma arctica JP610, 891 nucleotides. RefSeq lists its product as hypothetical. NCBI's taxonomy places the organism in Eukaryota, Ichthyosporea, Ichthyophonida. Bases 1 to 891 code for a protein of 296 amino acids. The transcript is spliced from 3 exons. The record is from RefSeq and is a predicted model, not a curated record.